AAUUGCUUAAUAGGCCUCAUCACAGAAAUAUCACAUGGUCUAAAACUCUGCAAGCUCCAAAGUGGAAGUCUGGAGUUUAGCGAAGAAGAUUUGAAGGAUUAAUGGCCUUUGCAUCGAUGGCCGCAGUGGCAGCGAGGCCAUCCUCAAUUGCUCUACUAACAAGAAGAAGACCCAGAUCGAUUUUCACUCCAUUGGCUUCUUUAUCUUCUUCAUUUAGAACGAGAAAGUUGGUUCUCUACUCGAAGCCGGGAUGCUGUUUGUGUGAUGGCCUCAAAGAGAAGCUUCAGGCUGCCUUCUUGCUUUCUGGUCCUCAUUCUCUUCACGACGUUGAUUUGCAGGUAAGGGAUAUUACAAGCAAUCCUGAGUGGGAAAGAGCUUACCAGUACGAGAUACCUGUGUUGGCUAAAGUACUUUCUGAUGGCACUGAGGAAACUCUGCCUAGAAUAUCACCUCGACUUGGAGUGGAGCUUAUCCAAAAGAAGAUAGCUGCUGCUUUGUCACAAUAAGAGUCUGGGUAAUUAAGAUCCUAGCAUAAGUUGUGCAACUUGUAAUUAAAAACUACAAGGAUGAAUACAUAGGAAUACAGUCUAUGUCCAAGUGAAUUCUGGGAAUGAAAAUAUUUCAGAAUAAUUUCAAAAAACUAAUUUGCUUUGUCA
Molecule: messenger RNA, 656 nt
Organism: Hevea brasiliensis (rubber tree)
Lineage: Eukaryota; Viridiplantae; Streptophyta; Magnoliopsida; Malpighiales; Euphorbiaceae
Exons: 3
Coding region: 102-506 (134 amino acids)
Source: RefSeq, a predicted model, not a curated record